Messenger RNA from Dujonia railenensis, 546 nucleotides. Lineage: Eukaryota; Fungi; Ascomycota; Pichiomycetes; Serinales; Debaryomycetaceae. The record is from the annotation of a GenBank genome assembly.
AUGUCUUCUAUUACCAUUCAAACUAAUCAACACAGGCAAGAAACUGACACUCCAUCUCUUUCGGUUUCAAUUGAAACCGAUUCAUUUGAUUUACCAAAUAAUGCUCCAAUCACUUCAACUUAUAGAGUAGGCUCUAACUUUGAGAUUUGUGUUAAGAGAAUCACCCAUGACAAUGAACCCUUUCAAUCGUUCGAACUCUAUCUUACAGGUACAGGUACCUGUAAGCUCUUACUCAAAUCGAAUAAGCUAAACUAUCAAAAGGAAUUUAUUUACAAUUUAAGCGAAGUAAACCCUGAAAAGAUCCAUUGGAUUACAGAGAAAGCCGAUAAUGUUAACUUGCUAAAGAUUAGAAUUCCAAAGAGAGACGAGCUUAAUAGAUUAGAAAUCAUUAGAAGAAGACGUCAAAAGAGAGAUGAGAAGAAGAUAAGAAAUGAAUUAGGAAAGCUUAGAAGAUUACCACAAGGUGAAACCCAACCAAUGAAUGCCGAAAAUGCCCUUUAUGAAUGUGUUGAAUUAAACGUUAUGAGAGAGGUUCAAGAUAUCUAA